This is a messenger RNA of Conger conger (European conger), 2902 nucleotides long. It is a transcript of the gene ncam3, whose product is annotated as neural cell adhesion molecule 3. Gene Ontology annotation, molecular function: protein binding. The record is from RefSeq and is a predicted model, not a curated record. The transcript has 16 exons. Gene Ontology annotation, cellular component: membrane. The coding region runs from base 87 to 2234 and encodes 715 amino acids. Gene Ontology annotation, biological process: cell-cell adhesion. NCBI's taxonomy places the organism in Eukaryota, Metazoa, Chordata, Actinopteri, Anguilliformes, Congridae.
GUUACCCUGUUAUCUCUCGGUGGUUUGUUCGCCACAGGUGUCACGGACGAAAAACCCUUGAGUGAAUACAUUGCAUUGCCGCAUCAAUGGCUGAGGUUCGACUAUCGUUUGACUUCGUUGUUGUAUUGUUGUUACAGCUGUCAUUAUGUGCUAGGCCUUCACAAUUGCAAGCAACUGAACUGAAGAUUAUUCCCAAUACUGAAGACAUUGCGAUGGAAAGCAACCACAUGCUUCUCUGCAAAGCCGAGACUGAGGGGAGAAUGUCAUGGCGUAAAAACGGAGAGGAGAUAGAUGAGAGACGUUUGGAGAUUGAAAUUGUUGACGAGGCUUCAUUGAAACUCACCAUCCCUAAAGUCAGGAUUGAGGAUUCCGGGACUUACACCUGCCACAGCGAUUUUGAUGAUGGCAAAACUGCAACUAAGAAAAUCGACCUCCACGUUUACCAGAGGCCAACGUUUGGCAGUACGCUAACCUACCACGAGUUCCUGGAGGGUCAGAAUGCAGUGCUGCCCUGCGCUGCCACCGGCCUGCCCGCAGUGGAAGUUAAAUGGCGGAAAGCGACUGAUGGUAGGGGUCUGGACAUCGCAGCGGCAGCCUCUGCCGUCAUGUGUGAGCGAAUUACUGUGCUGCCAGACAAUAGCCUGAAUAUCACCAAAAUCGGACGCAAGCAACACGGGAACUACUACUGCAUAGCCACCAUCAAGAACCGCCAAAUUUCUGAGGAGCUAGCCAUUUCAGUUGUUGUCAAUGUACCUCCGACUGCUGAAAUUCACCAGAAGGAGAAAAAGGUCCUAGCAGGACCCAGAACCAAUGUGACUAUAUCCUGCCUGGUCACUGGAGUGCCCACUCCGAAUAUCUCAUGGACCAGCCCACCAAUGUCGGAUGACUCCCGCUACAAGUUCAAUUCGGACAGAAGCGAGCUGACCAUUCCCGCAGUGGUCAGGAGCGACUUUGGCGAGUACGCGUGUGUCGCCAAGAAUAAGAUUGGAGAGAGUCGGGCUAACUUUGUGCUCGACGUCACAGUGCAUCCAACGGUGUCCUUGAACAAGGCUGUCAUGGUGGUGGAGUCUGGGAAGAAUGCCUCUGUGACCUGUGAAGGCUCUGGACACCCCCCUCCAAAAUUUCACUGGGUUCAGAAAGGCACCAACGUGAAACUGACCUCCAGCAGUGUCCGAGUGAGGGCUGUGGGACCCACCCUGGGGUUUGGGGAGGUACAGCCCUCAGAUGGAGGUGUGUAUACCUGUGUGGGCAGCAAUGAUGUUGGGAACGACACUCAAGACUUCAGCCUGGAGACCUGGCCAGGCAGCCCGUCUCAAAUCAACGUGAGCGCAGGACCUGCUUCAGUGCACUUUCACCUGGACGCCCCCGUGGUGGACGGAGGGACCCCCAUCACCCAGUACGUCCUGGAGUGGAGGCAGGAUGGCGAGCCCAGCUGGGCCCAGAGAGACGUCCAGGCCACCGAGCCCUUGGUCCUCCCCUCUCUGAAGCCCUACACCUCCUAUCAUGUCCGCAUGGCCGCCAAAAACCGCCUGGGUCAGGGCCAGUUCUCCCGCGAGCACUCCAUCCGAACCCUGUCCAAACGGGAGCCGGACAGCCCCAUCUUGAUGGACAGUGAGGUGCAGGUGGAGAAGAACUCAGUCUCCAUUCCCAUCAUGCAGCUGGACGACGGCGGCACAGCCAUCAUCCACUAUGUCGUCCGUUACAGACCCGACUCGGAGGAUCAGGCCUGGCUGGAGAUGCAGCUUCCAGCCAACGCCACAGGGAUCCACCUGGCAGGACUGCAGUACAACGCCAGCUACCACCUGGAGGUGGUGGCCGUCAACCCCUUGGGUUCCUCCAGCCCUGCCUACUUCAGCUUCGGAGUGCCCCAGGCCACUGCCGUCCCAAAGACCACAAUGGGUAAAGGAGGGGUGGUAGCAAUUGUCCUAUUGAUCUUCCUGGUGUUGCUUAUUGCCGUGGACGCAACCUGUUGCUAUGUCAACCGCUGUGGACUGCUGAUGUACCUGGCGGUUAAGCUGCUUGGUGAAAAAGCGCCUGGGGUCAAGACUGUAGAGGAUGGAAAUGGGGAAAUCAACAUCGUAGACGUGAAGUUGAAUGGGUUAAGAGCUCAGAGAGGGAGCUUCCCAAAACAGCAGCCGCCGAAUGGGGCACAGAUGGAGGUCACGAGUGACAAAGCGCCCCUCACCAAAUUCGAGAAAGCACCGCCUGCUUGUGGCCCAGCCACUGAGGCUUGAGUGGCUGGAGAGGACGUGCCACUCCGGGUCACCCCACCGCAGACUCACCACAACCAGGACCGAAGGGCUAGAAGCAGAAGCAGAGUGAGGAAAGACAGUGAGAAGAAACGGGUGUGGCUAAGCAUGACAUUCUUAACAAUCUCUUAAGGGCUGGCUGAUGUGCGCCCGUUAAAGAGUAACAAUUAAUGAUUUAGUGAUUAUUGAGGUGUACCGCCACCUCUUCGGACCAGCAGGGUUAAAUGGCUCCCUGCAAUGUGUGUGUGUGUGUGUGUGUGUGUGUGUGUGUAUGUGUGUAUAUACAGUAUGUGUCAUUAUCCUUAAUUUAAAAAACAUAAAAUAACCAUUUAAUUUUCCUUUUAGUUGAGGUAUACAGUGAAACCUCACUACACAAAUCAAUUUUGCAGCUAAAUGUUGCCUUUCCACAAUAGACUCUGAAUUAGUAUUUUACCGAAUAAUUUUUGCAUUAUAUUUUUUUUCAAUAUUUAUACAUCAAAAAUGCAAUAUUAAUAAUCCAGUUGUUAAUAUGAUGAGAAAAGCAAAGUCAGAAUGCGAGGCUUUGGAUUUUUCUUUCUUUUUGAUUGCUCUGUACAUUUUUUGUAUAUAUUCUUCUCACAAGUUUAUAUUUUGUUGUAAAAAUAAACAACCUACGGCCUUCGUGGAAUUUUAAA